This is a messenger RNA of Arabidopsis lyrata subsp. lyrata, 964 nucleotides long. RefSeq names its product probable non-inhibitory serpin-Z5. The transcript has 3 exons. The coding region runs from base 293 to 964 and encodes 223 amino acids. The record is from RefSeq and is a predicted model, not a curated record. Lineage: Eukaryota; Viridiplantae; Streptophyta; Magnoliopsida; Brassicales; Brassicaceae. Gene Ontology annotation, molecular function: serine-type endopeptidase inhibitor activity.
UUUAAGACGCUUUGUGUUGUUUGUUUGCAAACGAGAGACACGCUUUGUUGUUUCUAUGGUGGGACACUGCACUGCAUACCGGAGAUAUUUGUAUAGUUUUUCGCCGAAUUUAUGGAGUUUAUUAGUAUAAAAAUGAUUUAAUGAAAAAGAUAAAAAUAUUAUCGAUCACAAGUAGAUUUUGUAUAGAAAAUCCGAAAAAUCAAAAAAGCAUAUGCCGUAUCAAAAGAUUUGUAUUCCGUUUUUUACUUAAACCGACUCUACGCAAAAAAAAAAACCUAAUCAACAUUAAAAGAUGGAUACAAAAAAAAAACAAAAGCUUAGCACACCAUCAGAGGUGAAUCCAGAACAGAAGAAAAAGCAAAAACUUAGCAAAUCACAAGUAAUGGCAAGUCCCUCUUCUCUCUCUGAGAAGGAUAUGCAAGAAGCGAUGAAGAAGCAAAACGAGGCUGCUAUGUUCCUUGCAGGGAAAGUAAUCUCUGCCCUAGGUAGAAACUCUAACUUCGUCUUCUCUCCCGCAUCAAUCAACACCGUGGUCACCAUGAUGACUCCUGGCUCCGACGAGCGUAACGCUGUCUUCAGCGAGAUCGCUACCCUCGUCUUCGCUGACGGUAGCACCAAGGGCGGCCCCAAAAUCUCAGCGAUAAACGGAAUUUGGGUCGAGCAAUCACUCCCCUUUGAUUCCUCUUUGAAGGAUCUCUUGGAGAAAUUUUUCAAAGCUACUUUUGCUCAAGUUGAUUUCCGAUUCAAGGCUGAACAAGUGCGUCGUGAGCUGAAUAAAUGGGCUUCCGAUCACACCAAUGGUCUCAUCAGAGACCUUCUUCCUCCUGGAUCCGUUAAAAGCGAAACCGUUCAGGUUUAUGGAAACGCAUUGUACUUCAAAGGAGCAUGGGAAAACAAAUUUGACAAGUCUUUAACCAAAAUCAACAAGUUUCAUCUACUCGAUGGCAAACAAUACAGUGGUUAA